UGAUCUCAGGUCAUCAUGGCGGGCAGACCUGCUGUUGCAGCAUCAAGCAAGUGGCUGGAUGGUUUUCAAAAAUGGUAUUACAAUGCUGCUGGAUUCAACAAACUGGGUUUAAUGCAAGAUGAUACACUACAUGAGACUGAAGAUGUGAAAGAAGCCAUAAGAAGGCUUCCUGAGCAUCUUUAUAAUGACAGAGUGUUUCGAAUUAAGAGAGCCCUGGACCUGAGCAUGCGGCAUCAGAUCUUGCCUAAGGAGCAGUGGACAAAAUAUGAGGAGGACAAAUUCUACCUUAAACCCUAUCUGAAAGAAGUUAUUCGGGAAAGAAAAGAGAAAGAAGAAUGGGCAAAGAAGUGAUCUUGUAGUUGAGAUCUGUGGAUGUGCCUGGUC
Chionomys nivalis (European snow vole) is the source of this 384-nucleotide messenger RNA. Its product is annotated as cytochrome b-c1 complex subunit 7-like. Bases 16 to 351 code for a protein of 111 amino acids. NCBI's taxonomy places the organism in Eukaryota, Metazoa, Chordata, Mammalia, Rodentia, Cricetidae. The transcript has a single exon. The record is from RefSeq and is a predicted model, not a curated record. Gene Ontology annotation, biological process: mitochondrial electron transport, ubiquinol to cytochrome c.